GUUCAUGACCUUUUGGAUUCAACCAAGUAUUGGCGAAUUGUUUUACCCAUGUCGGCCACCGUAGCGAAGUGACAACACGGCAAAUAAUUGGGUGGAUGUCAGUGGCUAAGCCGCUAGCAUUUUUGCCUAUCCAAGCUAGCUUUGUACAUUUUCUGGUGAUCAGGGUGCCAUAACUGCAAGUAAGUCUUGAGGAAUAGGAAGUGCUCGCCUGAAGAGGAAGAUGAGGCUGAAGGAGAUCCAGAGGACCGCCCACCAGGCUUGGAGCCCUGCUUCGCAUCAUCCCAUCUACCUGGCCCUAGGUACAUCAGCACAGCAGCUUGAUGCCUCUUUCAACACCACUGCAGCCCUUGAGAUAUUUGAGAUGGAUUUUGCUGAUCCCUCACUAGACAUGAAGCUAAAGGGUUCCUUGCCAACCACAAACAGGCUGCAUAGUAUCGUAUGGGUGAAUUUUGGAUUGGGAGCAGAUGGUACUGGAGGAAGACUGGUCAGUGGCAGUGAAAACGGUGCAAUAACGGUCUAUAACGUGGAAGCCAUACUAGGAUCUGCAGCAGACGCCGUAGUAGGACAAUCGGACAAGCACACGGGCCCAGUGCGAGCACUGGACUUCAACCCCUUUCAGAGUAAUCUCCUGGCGUCGGGGGCAAACGAUUCAGAGAUCUACAUAUGGGAUCUGAACAACUUCAACAAUCCUAUGACGCCCGGAGCCAAGUCCCAGCCUGCGGAAGACAUCAGCGUUGUCUCAUGGAACAGGCAGGUGCAACACAUCCUGGCCUCUGCCAACCCCAGUGGGAAAGCCGUUGUCUGGGACCUGCGAAAGAAUGAGCCUAUCAUAAAGAUCAGCGACCACAGCAACAGGAUGCACUGUUCAGGAAUGCUGUGGCACCCUGAGGUGGCCACCCAAUUGGUCCUGGCCUCGGAAGACGACCGCAUGCCUGUCAUCCAGAUGUGGGACCUGCGUUUCGCUACCUCCCCUCUCAAAGUCCUGGAGAACCACACGAGGGGAAUCCUGUCCAUUUCAUGGAGCCAGGCUGACCCAGAACUCUUGCUGAGCAGCGCAAAGGACAACCGUAUCCUGUGCUGGAACCCAAACACAGGAGAGGUCAUCUACGAGCUGCCCACCAUCAACCAGUGGUGCUUCGAUGUCCAGUGGUGUCCCAGGAACCCGGCGCUGCUCUCCACCGCAUCCUUCGACGGCAAGAUCAGCGUCUACUCUGUGAUGGGCGGAAGCCUGGAAGGCCAGCAGCAGAGCUCUGUGGAUAAGAUCUCCUCCUCGUUCGACAACAUGGAUCCCUUCGGCAUGGGCCAGACCCUCCCUCCCCUACAGGUGCCCCAGCCCACGGCCCAGACCACCAUCGUCCCCCCGCUCAAGAAGCCUCCCAAGUGGGUGCGGAGGCCGGUGGGGGCGUCUUUCGCGUUCGGCGGUAAGCUGGUGACCUUCGAGAACCCUCCGCCGGCCCCGGCCCAGAGCCCGCAGCCCGUCCCGCGGCAGGUGUUCGUGAGCCAGGUGACCACGGAGACAGAGUUCCUGCAGCGCAGCCGGGAGCUGCAGGCGGCCCUGCAGGCCGGGACCUUCGUCCACUACUGCCAGGCCAAGAUCCAGAGCGCCCCCUGCGACGCCGAGCAGGACAUCUGGAAGUUCCUCAUGGUGAACUUUGAAGACGAGGCUCGUGUUAAAUUCUUGAGACUUCUGGGCUUUAGCAAAGAUGAAUUGGAGCGAAAGAUUUCAAAAUGCCUGGGGAAGAACUUCCAGCCCAAUGGACACGGAGUGGACCCUAAGGAUUUGGCUGAAAAGAUGCAGCUGCUCUCCACGGAGAGGGCGGAUGAAGCCGGCGCUGUAUCCGACACCGGCUCCACGUCGCCCACAGACUUCUUCAGCCAGAUCCCUCAGGACAAACCCAGCUUCCAGAUCCCAAUUUCAUCUGACACUGACGGGCUGAUCAGCCAGGCGCUGCUGGUGGGGAACUUCGAGGGCGCGGUGGACCUGUGUCUGAACGACGGCCGCUACGCCGAGGCCAUCCUGCUGUCCAUCAGCGGCGGGGAGGAGCUGCUGAAGAAGACCCAGCAGAGAUACCUGGACACGCAGAAGAACAGCAUCUCCAUGCUCAUCUCGUCGGUGGUCACCCAGAACUGGAGGGACAUUGUGCAGAGCUGUGAGCUGGACAACUGGAAGGAAGCUCUGGCCGCUCUGCUGACCUACGCCCACCCUGAGGAGUUUGCCCCCCUGUGUGACACGCUCGGCGGGCGUCUGGAGACGGAGGGGACGGAGAAGCGCUCCCUGCAGGCCUGCCUCUGCUACAUCUGCUCUGGGAACCUGGAGAAGCUGGUGGAGUGCUGGGCCGCGCAGAGGGACUGCUCCUCCCCACUCGUCCUGGAGGAUCUGGUGGAGAAGGUGAUGAUCCUGCGCAAGUCCAUCGAGCGCCUGCGCAACAGCGAGGUGCCCCUGCAGAGCCCCACCCUGGCCGAGAAGCUCACCUGCUACGCCGGCCUCCUGGCGGCCGAGGGCAGCCUGGCCACCGCCAUGACCUACCUGCCCGACAACUCCGAUCAGCCAGGGGUGGUGUCGCUGAGGGAGCGGCUGUUCCACGCCCAGGCGGAGCCUCCCGCUGCCCCGGCGCCCGGCCCCGACCCCGCCCGGGCCGCCGCCCCUUACAGCAGAGUGGGCGUGGCCACCGCCAAGCUGGCCCCCGCCCCCCAAGCCCCGGCGCAGAACGCACAGAUCAUGAGCCAGUACCAGCCCGUCCCCCCGGCCCAUCAGAUGGUUCCGGGCGGGCAGCGCCCCAUGCCGGCGCUGUUCACCCCCCACGCCCCCGGCCCCAACCCCGUGCCCGGCCAGCCCCCCAGCGGCCACAUGAUGAGGCCCAGCGCGCCACGCCCGCCCGCCCCCACGCGGCCGUCCUACCCCCAGCAUCCCGCUCCAGGAUCAGGGUUCCCCGCUGCCCACCAGCCCUUCCAGCCCUUCCAGCCUCAGCCCAUGCACAUGGCCCCGCGCCCCGCCUUCCCUCCGCCGGGGCCCUCCAUGCCCGCCGCCGGCCUGUCGGGCCCCCCGCUGCCGUCCUCGUCGUCCGCUCCCGGGGGCCUAGGCUCCAUGCCCACCCCGGGCCUGCCGCCCAUGGGCUUCAUGCCCUCCUCCUCCAUGCCCAGCGCUCACUCCCAGGGGCACUUCCCCAGCAUGUACGCCCCCGGGCCCGGGCACGGCCAGGGGCAUCCUCCGCCACCCAUGGCCGGGGCCCCGUACCCCCCACCCAGCCCCGGGUACCCGCCCGGGGGACCCGGAGCCCCCGCUGUGAGGCCCUUCUCUCCAGCAGUCAAAGCUCCUCCUCCUCCUCCCCCUACAGGGUUCUUCCCUUGGCUGGGUCCCCAGUCUGGUGAUCAAGGGGGUCAAGAUGGCUGGAAUGACCCUCCUGCAGUGCGCGGUGGACCCAGGAAGAAGAAGGUCCCUGAUAACUACACUCCUCCGACCCCCAUCACGGCCCCUGUGAUGGGCUUCCAAGGGGAUGCUGGUCAGCCCCACGACCACGCCCAAGUCCCUCCAGGGGCCCCACAGGAGCCCAGUGUUCAGCUCCUCCAGCAGCUGCCGGCCGAGCGAGUGGAACAAAGGGAGAUCCCGGCCGAGCACAUGAUCCUCAAGAGCACCUUUGACAGCCUGGUGCAGCGAUGCCAACUGGCUGCCGCAGACCCCCAAACCAAAAGGAAACUGGAGGAUGCGGCCAAGCGACUGGGAUACCUGUAUGACAAGCUGAGAGAGCAGUCGCUCUCCCCCAGCAUCCUGGGCGGCCUGCACGAGAUCAGCCGCUGCGUGGGGGGGCAGAACUACCCGCGCGGCCUGGAGGUCCACACUCAGGUGGUGGGCAGCAGCAACUUCAGCGAGAUCUCCGCCUUCAUGCCCAUCCUCAAGGUGGUCAUGACCAUCGCCAACAAGCUGGGGGUCUGACCGUCCCGGCCUGCUGGGCGCGGGGGGGGGGGGACACCGACACACCCACACACUCUCGCUCCGAAAAAGGGAGGGUGUUAAAAGAUGGUAUUUGUUAUAUAAAUAUAUAUAUUAAUAUUUAUUUCUUCUCUUUUGUGCUCAUGAUGGAUGUGGUUUUUGGUUGUUUGGAGAAUGGGUAAAGGAUGUGCCGAGAGUUUAAAGAUGAGGUAAGGUCGCAACCGUGGUCCAUAUUUCUACAUUGAGAUGAAUGGUCGUUGUUUGGCGGGGGUUCAAUCCUUAAAAUGGUUAGUCGUCGUAACUUAAUCGGCUGGUAAAUAUGUACUUAGAAUGCAAAGAUGCCCCGACGUUGUGAUUAAUGCUGUAGCUAGACACGCAGCACAGUGAAAUAGUCCUCUUAUUUCAGGUUCCCGUUAGCCACUUCAAGUUUUAAACAGACGAUUAAAAUAAAACAGGACAUCACUCCGACGGAAGAAAGCACUCGGAACCGCGAACACAUAGAAAUCCAGACCCUUUGACCUGGAAGGAAUGUCCUGAAAUAAUGACUGUAUGUACCAUAGUACCCUAGCCUCUCCCACUUAAAGCGUUGUGCCAUUUGAUGAUUCUUGGGCCAAAGCACUGAACAGAAUGUCAUUUCAAACAAUGUUGGUCUAGUCGCUGGAUAGUUUAGUUUCUUUGUCUUCAAUUUUGUCAUUUUGUGCUUGUGAGAGUUUAGGCAUUUCCCUCGGAAACCUCUGUCCGUGAUCAUGCCCGUCUUCACCUGUGUACCUUCAGCUCCUGAGAGAACCGGGCAGCUCACCGAUGUUGGUUCAUAGAUACAUUUUCUAUUGAAUUGAUCAAUUUCCUCAACCAAUGCUUUUGCAGUGUCUGUUGCGUUGUCUAAUGUAUCCUAUAGGCUGCCCUCCAUUACAAAAUGAUUAUAUUUUUUGUUUUAAAACCAUUGGUUGAUUUGUCUGAAAAAAAAUGAACGUAGUGAGUGCUGCAAUAGAGGACAAACUGUAUGGAAAAUGGCUGGUGUGUUGUCAUUUGAUGGCGGUUCAACAAAGCUGGAGAGAAUGUGUAUAUUAUUGCAACAGAAGGCAUUGAAGUGCCUCAGUGCUCAUUUUGGUUGCACCGAUAUUUCUACAAUCCAUGUUGCUUUAUGGUUUUAUGUAUUUUUCAAAUAAACUAAAAAUAAAGAAAUAAAUUCAAAACAGACAAAUUUGAUGACUUUGCUUCCGUUCUGGAAUGUCUGAGAAAGUAUUUACUAGUAGUUAAGAUGUCAGAAUGCCAAUGAUCUCAGGAACCUUUUGUAUUAUUAUGUCGAUUUCGAUUACACUUGAUAAAAAUUGCUUUAAGUUGGGCUGUUCUAAUUAUUAUAAACACUACUUAGAACUACGAUUAUAUACCGUUUAACGUCAGCGCCAAACUGCAAUGCGGCUGUGUAUUGCAGACUGCAGCCAAGUCCCGCCCUUAGGAUGUUGUAUGCUACAUUUCCUGUUGGCUUACCUUGGUGGGGGUACGACUAUUUAUC
Molecule: messenger RNA, 5441 nt
Organism: Gadus chalcogrammus (walleye pollock)
Lineage: Eukaryota; Metazoa; Chordata; Actinopteri; Gadiformes; Gadidae
Gene: sec31b
Product: SEC31 homolog B, COPII coat complex component
Exons: 27
Coding region: 221-3931 (1236 amino acids)
Biological process (GO): endoplasmic reticulum organization; endoplasmic reticulum to Golgi vesicle-mediated transport; COPII-coated vesicle cargo loading
Cellular component (GO): COPII vesicle coat; endoplasmic reticulum exit site
Molecular function (GO): protein binding; structural molecule activity
Source: RefSeq, a predicted model, not a curated record